AGGGAAACAGAAACAAUUUACAAUACAACAGGAUCUAAUUCUCUUCCUAUUGAAAUGGAUGGUGUUAUUCUGCCUUGGUUGCAGUAGGAGACCGCUAAUGAUGGUCCCCCUCUUCCAUCGAAGAAUAAGAAAGAGCUUCCUGUGACUCCAAAAAGUAUCUUAUGGGAUGCAACUCAGAAAUGGGUGAUCAUGAGCAAGAUGGGGAAGCAAUUGAGCUUGCCUUCAGUAAGAAGAAAAUUGAAGCAAGGAAGAAUUGGCUCCGACAGUUUGAGCCUGGCACUUACCUUGAUCAGAAGGAGAAGGUCAUCAAGUACAGUGAUUUUGUCAACAAAGAGCUUAUAUUGUUUUCUAUGGCAGAUCUUCAACGGUCAAUUCCUUCAAUGGUUGAUGGCCUAAAACCAGGAAUUACCUGGUGUUUGGAGUCAGCAAGCAAAUCCAAGUCAAUGGAGCAGCACCUAUUAUGGUUACGGACAAGGUUAUGAUGCCUAUGGUUAUGGGACUACACAUGAUCCUUCAUUAUAUGCAUAUGGUGCAUACCCUGGUUACGCGCAGUACCCUCAACAGGUAUGACGCUUUUAAAGAACAUUGUUUUUUCCCUUUUGCUGGAUGUGCUGUCCAGAUUGCAAUCUAGAUAACAUACAACUGGACUGUUUUUUGAUUCCUUAUUUGUAGGAAAGUUAAAAAAAUAAAAAUAAAAUUCAUUUAUUAUAUACUUAGUUGUGGAACAAUUAAAAGCAUUGUAGGACACUGACCAAAACUAUUAAACCUUGUUUUUCCUCGCAUUUUGUGAUGAGGAUAUUUGAAGGAGAAAAGGAACUGUUCAACUCAAGAUUGAGAAUUUUUUUUAGAUAUUGGAUGGCCGGAGCCAAAAAAAAAAGGGAAACAAAAACAACUAAAAGAGGGGUUGUUAUCUCAGUAUUUACGACCUGAUUGAUAGAUGAGGAAAUAGCUUCCUUGGCCAAUAGAUUUGUGCAUCUGUUAGCUUCUCUCCAAACCAACACCAGCUGACACUGCCGUUCUUUAUGCACGAGCUCUGCAAUGUUAUUGCAAAUAUUUAAUUGGGUUUCAUCAAGCUAUGUUUCAAAUUGUUAUGCUAGAUAUA
Molecule: messenger RNA, 1102 nt
Organism: Camellia sinensis
Lineage: Eukaryota; Viridiplantae; Streptophyta; Magnoliopsida; Ericales; Theaceae
Source: RefSeq, a predicted model, not a curated record